This is a messenger RNA of Penaeus vannamei (Pacific white shrimp), 714 nucleotides long. The record is from RefSeq and is a predicted model, not a curated record. NCBI's taxonomy places the organism in Eukaryota, Metazoa, Arthropoda, Malacostraca, Decapoda, Penaeidae.
AUGGUGUCAGCCUUCCUAUGCAAGUUACUCCACUCCCUUUGUUGGGAGGCCAUCGGAAUCGGAUCUGGACGCAGCUUCAUGGUUGGCCUCGGUGUCUGCGCCCCACGAAAAGGAGGCGAUUUCACCCUCGCCUGCUCCAGCGCUCCUUCAGUAAGCCAAGAAUUCAAGAGCGCUCUCGGCCCCGUCACUGUCACCUUCCUGUCGCCGCAGGUAACUUCCUCUCCAACCCCUCCUGCUUCCUCCGGCCGCAGAAGGAAGAACGCCCACUGUCAUCUCUGCGACAAGCGCUUCGAGAGUCGCUACAAGUUAAAGAUGCACGUCAAUACCCACACGGGUGCUCGGCCCUUCACGUGCGACGUGUGCGGCAAAGGCUUCAUGCGACGGACCACCCUCAACGCACAUCGAACCAUCCACGACGCCUCCCAGUUCUCGUGUCCCACCUGCAACCGCCCCUUCAAGCGCUCGUCCGAAAGGCUUAUUCACAUCCUGCUGAAGGUGUGUCUACGGAAGCAAAGAAUCCUUCGUCGGACAACCAGCGGCUGGUUUUGUGAUGUGUGCAACGAAGGCGUUCCCCAGCCGGAGGAACAUCGGUGUCCUGUCAAAGGUCGUCGACGUCAGUGCCCUGUCUGCGGGAUGGACUUCGGCGGGCAGCGCGACCACAAGAUGUUGACUCAUGUCCGCCAGGAUCACCCAGAGUUCCUGGCUUCGUUGUAA